CUUUUCGAUUUAAUUUCUUGAAGAAAUGAUUCAAAAAUUAAUUUUAAGAAGCAGCUAAAAGGCGAAUAUUAAAAUAGAUCUUAUUAGAAUAAAAACAAAAACGUCGAAUACAAUGACCUUUGAGCUAAACUGGUCAUUAUCGUAAGCAUAAACAACCAUACAAAAGCCAAGAACGACUUGUUUUUCAAUCAGAACCGUUUAAAACUCCUUUGUGUCACAACAAUAACAAACGUUUAUCUACAACCGCAAAAUGAUUCAAAAAUUUUUUUCGGUAGUGUUUGUGUUAAUUCUUUGUUUAUUUGGAACAAAUGCGAAACUUUUCGAUCCACCAGAUCAUGAUAAAAUUGCUGCGAUGGCUCGAUACAUCAUGAAAAAUUCAGAUUGGGUAUCUUUAGCAACGAUUUCAACCCAAAAAAACAUCGUAGGAUUUCCUUUCGUAACGUUAAAAUCAAUUAGUGAUGGAACAAGAUCUAACAGUACAGGUGUCCCUUAUUUGUAUAUGACAGAUAUGGAUUUAAGCGGACAAGAUAUUUUGAAAGAUAAUCGCGUGACGAUUAUGUGCUCUUUAGCAGAAGGAAAUUAUUGCGAACGAAACGAUUACGACCCACAAGAUCCAAGAUGUGCUAAAUUAAUGAUAACUGGUCGUAUGAUAAAACCUAAAUCUGGUUCUGAUGAUUAUAAUUUUGGUCUUGAAUCUUUAACUUAUAAGCAUCCUGCAAUUAAGUAUUGGCCAACAGAUCAUGGUUUUUAUGUGGCUAAAAUCGAUAUCGAUCAAAUAGGGGUUUUAGAUUUCUUCGGGGGAAUUAAAUACAUCACGCCAGAAGAAUAUUUCAAGGUUGAUUUAGUUCACGAUCGGUUUUUCCACUAUUUCUUUGAGAAAAUCGGAGUUUUUAAUUAUAAUUCGUAGAUUAGUUUUGAAAUAAAGUUAUGUUUUUAAUUUAAAAA
This is a messenger RNA of Onthophagus taurus, 945 nucleotides long. It is a transcript of the gene CREG, whose product is annotated as Cellular Repressor of E1A-stimulated Genes. NCBI's taxonomy places the organism in Eukaryota, Metazoa, Arthropoda, Insecta, Coleoptera, Scarabaeidae. The record is from RefSeq and is a predicted model, not a curated record.